This is a messenger RNA of Babesia microti strain RI, 2004 nucleotides long. RefSeq names its product transcription factor with AP2 domain(s) (ApiAP2). Gene Ontology annotation, molecular function: DNA-binding transcription factor activity. The record is from RefSeq and is a predicted model, not a curated record. The coding region runs from base 1 to 2004 and encodes 667 amino acids. The transcript has 2 exons. Gene Ontology annotation, biological process: regulation of DNA-templated transcription. Lineage: Eukaryota; Apicomplexa; Aconoidasida; Piroplasmida; Babesiidae.
AUGGAGGUGUCGAACGGGCCUGUUGUGGACCCAACUUGCUCGUUCCCGAAGACCCCAGUAACCCCGCCAACUCCCCCCUUAUAUGCAAAUAGGGCAGUCGCUAAUAGUGAGAAACAUGAACUAAAACGAAGUUCGAGCUUGAAUACCUCAAUAGAAGAGGGAGAAAGUGUGGGAAAAUUGGCCCCGCCUAAACAACUUGGCAUAUACUUAAACUCCGCCGCCAACUCGUGGAUCGUAUCUUGGGAAACAAAUGGAAUCUACUCUACAAGAUCAUUUCCCAUCGAUAAUACCGCACCAAGUACCGCACAUUGUGAUGCUAUUAGGUUUUAUUCACAUAUAGUAUUUACAUCUGAUCAACACGCCAACCCUAAACCCACAAUAACAAAAGUGAUGCCAUUUGAUAAUGUUAACAACUUAACUAAAAGCAACAAUGUUUUGCCGCAUAUUUUAUCAGCAGGUGAUGUACGACCAAUAACAGUACCAAUAACCAACCCACAAGGCGUCUCCACACCAUAUGGCAAACCUAUUAGACAAAAUUCAGAUAAUUUGUCAAUUAAACCUUCAAUAUAUCCUGUAAUGCCCCAGACUAAUGGCAUUUUCACAAGGUUAUCAACUAGCGACUGUUCCAAACAACGAAAGCAUAUCCUUUCUAAUGAUGAAUUUGGUGGAGAAAAGGACCUAAAUCGAGCAAGGGGUGUAUAUUUUGACAAAAAUUCACAAAGGUGGUUUGGUGAACAUAAAUUCCGUGGUGUAAAAUGCGCCCAAAGUUUUUCCGUGAAAAAGCACGGAUACGAAGAGGCCCAUAAAUUGGCAGUGGAAUGGAAGCAGGCAAAGGAAAGGGAGUCUCUACUGGAUGAAUUAGGUCUCAAUAGGGUGAAGGGAAAUUGCCAGUAUUCAAACGAGUUACGCGAGUAUUACAUAAAGCACAGCAAAUUAUUCCCCAAAGUUCGCGGUGUCUGGUUCAACUCAACCCCCCACCGCAUGGGAUGGGUUGGUCAGGCCUACAAAAAAUGCAAAAGGAUUGAGAAAAUAUUCUCCGUCUCUAAGCAUGGUUUUGAACGGGCACGCGAGUUGGCAGUUAAUUUCAGAAAUUCCCAUAAACCUAGUGACAAGAAAUCCAAAAAUACGGCUGACGCCGAUAAUGGCAAAAUUGAUUAUUUAACUUAUGAAAACUCUGAGAUAUAUACAAUAUCGCCCAAAUCUCAUGAAACUAUGAAUGAAGUUGAUAGAUUGGAAACUACCUUACAAACCUCACCCAUGAAAUAUAGCACCUCCAAAAACAGCUUCAUGCGAAUGGAUAGUAUGGAGACUCAUCUUCCAGAGUCUCCAGAAGAUGAGUUUGACAUGAAUACUGAAGAUAUUGAUAAUUUGGACACUUGGGGCAAAUUUGACAACCUUUCAACUGGCAAAUUUCACAUUGCACUUAAAAAAUCAGGAGAAUAUUUUAACGAUAUUACCCCUAAUAAAUCCUUAAAUAACAAAGCUAAAUAUCAACAUAUGCUCCAAUUCUUCGAUAAUUUCCUCAAUGACAUAGAAUCCAUACUCAAACUUCAGCUCCCUUUCCCCAGCCUACCUCCCUUGCACAAGUGUUUUGAAUCACUCCAACUGCACAGGAAAAAAUUGUUCAAUGAAUACAGUGAGGCUAGCCUUUGUGAGUAUAACAAAUUGCUGGGGCAUUAUUACGAUGCAGGUUAUGUCAUGCCAUCAGAUCUCCCCAUCCCCGAACUAUACGCGUUGAUAUCGCUUAUAACUCGACAGAAAGACUUUGAACAGCUCAAUAAUUAUGAAAUAAUGCCAAAGGGAUACAAUAGAGAACUGACUAAUCAAGCAUCCGACAACUACAUGCAAGACAAGCGUGAAAAUUGCGACGAAAAAUAUAAACUUAACACUGAAAGUAUUGAUAUUAAUGCUGAUAAGAAGAAGUGCCUUGAUUUUGACAAUACAUAUGUCUAUAAAACUGGAGGAGACCCUCUUGAACUUUUAUUGAAUCUUGUCAGAACUUAA